CGCUGUACACCACUCGACGUAAACAUGUUUCGAAUCGAAGCUUAUCUACAAACAUGACCCAUUAUUGCGUUUGGAGAGGUUAAGUAGUGUUUACUCGCUAUUUUUUGGUUGUUUGUUUGUUUGUUUUAUGUUUAUUGCUCGCUUAUUAAAAGCUGUCGAGGAAGCACUUUUACAAACGCGACAUUUACCUCAGAACAAAGUCACACCGGUUAUCUCGUUAUUACACGGAGAAACGGACCAGCCUGGGCUAAUCGCUGAAGAAGGAUGAAGUCACAUGUCAUCAUCCUGUGUCUUGGAUUUGUCUUCAUGACAUCAGUCCAUAGCACUCCUAGGAAAGAAUGGACCAAACUCAUCCUGACUCAACACUGGCCAAAAACAUUUUGCAUCAUGGAAAAAUGCACUGCCAAUUUUAGUUACUGGACCCUGCAUGGAUUAUGGCCUAACACCGGCGCUGAAUGUAACGCAUCCUGGCAUUUUAAUGCAAGCUUGAUUGAGGACCUGCUACCAGAAAUGAAGACAUAUUGGCCAGAUCUUCUUAAACCUCAAUCUACAACAUUCUGGAAGCAUGAAUGGACAAAGCAUGGGACGUGUGCUGCACAAGAGGAAGCCAUGGACUCUCAGCACAAAUACUUCAACAAAGCCCUGGAACUUUACCACAAGCUGGACCUUGAUGGUGUUUUAAAGAAGAGCAAUAUUGUUCCCUCUGAAAACUACUACAAGUUCACAGAUGUGGAAGGAAGCAUCAACAGUGCAUUUGGAGUACACACAAAAAUUCAGUGCGUUUCCCACGAAAAGGAAAGCGAGUUCCAGAUCCUGGGCCAGAUAGAGAUCUGUUUUGACAAGCAGUUUCAGCUUGUCGACUGUGAAAAGAGCACGGAGGAGCUUCAGAGCAGAGACGAAGGCGAGAUCAUCUUUAACAACAACAACAACACAGGAUACAUUGUGUGCGACGCCUCCUUGCCGGUCUACUAUCCUCCUCUCGGAAGCACGCUGCAGACGCCACGCUUUCUUUAAGUUGUUGAGGUUUGCAGAAGUCGAUGUGGUGCAAUCAGAUAUGCUGUAAUCUUUAUUCACGCUUGUACUGUUUGUGCCUGUUGAAUUUGAUCCUUUUGAAAGAACAGGUUGUACUUGACAUCCUUUUUAAAUGUUUUCAUAUAAGACCGACCUCACAAUAUACUUGUGACCACUUGUGUCCUCGAGACACAGCCUAUUGAGGUAAUUCCUGUGCAUUCACCUUUAGGCCACUGGAGGGCACCACCUGCACUGUCCAUAACUCAAACUAGCAGAAACGUGAUUAUGAUUCUAUGUAAUCAUUAUGUAAAAAAUUUGAUAUGUACUCAUUUCACUGAGGUACUAUGAAGGUGUGGGGCUUUGAAUGAGUGGGUCAUACUGAUUAUUUUUCUUUCCAGAUUAAGGACUGUAUACAUGAAUGAUUUAUAGCUGCAUCGUUAUAUCCAAUGUUAACAACGACAAACACUUUAAAAACCAGUCCAUUGAACGCAUAUGAAGUGGUUCAUUUUAUACAAGAACACAAUCUUUAAGGGAACAUUAACAUAUCAGCUACAGUGAUUUCCUUUAUCUGGUAAAGCUGUUGAGCCUUACAGGCAAUCAUUAAGCUCAGAACGUAAAACCCUUAACCCACUGAAGUUUAAUAUGAUCCGCCUUAUUGUGGAUAAUUGAUUGGAAUAUUAUGUUUGUUUGUUUUUUGGAUGUUUAUGCGCUCAAUUUUAUCCAGGGUAGUGGACUUUACUUCAAAUAAAUAAAAAAAGAUG
Messenger RNA from Tachysurus vachellii, 1772 nucleotides. RefSeq names its product ribonuclease T2 (gene rnaset2). The record is from RefSeq and is a predicted model, not a curated record. NCBI's taxonomy places the organism in Eukaryota, Metazoa, Chordata, Actinopteri, Siluriformes, Bagridae. The transcript is spliced from 10 exons. Gene Ontology annotation, biological process: RNA catabolic process. Gene Ontology annotation, molecular function: RNA binding; ribonuclease T2 activity. Gene Ontology annotation, cellular component: extracellular region. Bases 265 to 1014 code for a protein of 249 amino acids.